Messenger RNA from Aspergillus ochraceoroseus IBT 24754, 1572 nucleotides. RefSeq names its product sugar porter family MFS transporter. Gene Ontology annotation, biological process: transmembrane transport; carbohydrate transport. NCBI's taxonomy places the organism in Eukaryota, Fungi, Ascomycota, Eurotiomycetes, Eurotiales, Aspergillaceae. The record is from RefSeq and is a predicted model, not a curated record. Gene Ontology annotation, molecular function: carbohydrate:proton symporter activity. The transcript has 7 exons. The coding region runs from base 1 to 1572 and encodes 523 amino acids. Gene Ontology annotation, cellular component: membrane.
AUGAAGAAGUUUUACAAUGUCUACUUUCUUUGCGGGUUCAUCACCUUGGGUGGUGGCCUGUUUGGUUUCGAUAUUUCAUCUAUGAGUGGUGUCCUCGGUACUGCGGCCUACACCAAUUACUUUCAAGUCGGCUCCGGUCAAUACAAACAGGGAGGCAUCACCUGUGCCAUGCCCUUUGGAUCCCUCGUCGGCGCUCUGUUCUCUAGUUUCCUUGCGGAUAAGUACUCUCGUGUAACGGCAAUCCAAUGCUCCUCGAUUUUGUGGAUUAUUGGUUCGAUUUUGAUGUGUGCCUCAAAUGGAAUUGCCUUGCUUGUAGUUGGCCGUGUGAUUGCUGGGCUCUGUGUUGGCAUUGCUUCUGCCAUGGUCCCCGUCUACCAAGCAGAGGUUGCCCCCAAGGAAAUCCGAGGUCGGGUAAUUUCGUUACAGCAAUGGGCCAUCACCUGGGGUAUUUUAAUCCAGUAUUUCAUCCAAUACGGUGCGAGCAACAUCGACGGUGGCCCUUCCAACCCAACGCAGAGUACGGCGGCCUUCCGCAUCCCGUGGGGCAUCCAGAUCGUCCCGGGCGUGAUCCUGUUCUGUGGACUGUUCUUCUUCCCCAAGUCGCCUCGCUGGCUCGCCAGCAAAGACCGUUGGGACGAGUGCAUCCAGGUACUCGCCCGACUUCACGGAAAUGGAGACAUCAACCACCCCAAGGUUCUCGCCGAAUACAAGGAAAUCCAGGAUGCCUUGGCUCUGGAACGCGCGCAGACCUCGACUAGCUACCAGGAGCUCAUCAAGCCGCGCAUCGUGAAGCGUGUUAUCCUUGGAAUGAGUCUGCAGAUGUGGUCCCAGCUCUGUGGGAUGAACGUCAUGAUGUACUACAUUGUGUAUAUCAUGCAGAGUACCGGAACAGGCUCUCCGCUUCUAACAGCCUCCAUCCAGUAUAUUCUCAACACGGCCCUGACCUUGCCUGCUAUCCUGUUCCUGGAUAAAUUCGGUCGUCGCCCUGCGAUUCUGAUUGGAUUCUUCAUGCAGGCUAUCUUCUUGUAUAUCGAGGGAGGACUGCAGGCAGGAUUCGGUAGCCGUAACGACUUCAGCGACCCAAGUCUAGACGCCAUCUCGUGGACCGUCAAGGACCACCCGGCAGUUGGAAAGGCCAUUAUUGCCCUCUCCUAUCUGUUCGUCUGCUCCUUUGCGACCACCAUCGGUCCCACCUCAUGGACGUACCCCGCCGAGAUCUACCCAGCCAAGGUCCGGGCCAAGGCAGUGUCGCUGGCGACGGCAUCCAACUGGGUGUGGAACUGUCUGCUGGCGCUGUUUGUGCCGCCUCUGCUGUGGUCAAUCAACUGGAAGAUGUACAUGAUUUUCGCUGCUUUCAACACUGCCGCCUUCGUCCACAUGUUCCUAACCGCCCCCGAGACCAAGGGCUUCACCCUAGAGGAGAUGGACGAGGUUUUCGACAGUGGUCUCCCCGCUUGGCGUAGACUCGACAAGACCAGUCGUCUGGACCAGAUGGAGAAGGAUAUCGCGGAGGGCAACCUCAAGGUCACUGACAAGGCUGCCCACGAGGAGGAUAUCGAGAAGACAGGCUGA